AAUAUUUUCACAAUGACAAAAGAAUAAAUCUUAUCAAUUUCAUCAUAUAAAUGGGAAUUCCAAAGUUAACUAUAAGUCUACAAGUAACUAUUGUCCCAUAAGGAUACAGUUCAGUUGGUAGGAACAUCGUAUUUUAUAUGCAUCUUAUAAAUAGAGUUUUAUGACUAUGCACUAGUGUCUAAAAUAGUUCUACACAAUUAUCCAAUUGUGGAUUUGUAUUCAGUGCAGUCUAAUUGCAUGCAAUCAAUGCAUCUAAACUGUCUAAUCAAGAUCAAGCGAUCUAGAUUUUAUAGUCCAAUUUUAAUUGUUUAUAAAUAAAAAAUUCAAGCUUAAAUUUUGGACCAUUCAAUCUUAAUCUGACGGUCUUUAUAUAGCCGAUUGCACUACAUUUACUAUUUUCUAACCGCAGAUAACCCCAAUCCUCCAAUUGUACUUCAUCAUGAUGUAACUUUGUUAUAUCUUUUUCUAAAAGAUGUCAUCAAAUAUCUGCAUAGUGAAAUAUCAUUCAAUGAGUGUGAAAGUUUUUUAUACUGCUAAUGUAUAGUUACUAAUCCAUAUAAAUAUGUAACUUUUUUAGCAUAUACUUUAUAAUGCAAAGUUGCAAAUAUGUCUAAAACAGAUAAAACACAAACCAAUUGUUCCACUACUUUACUUGAGCUACUUACAGAAAUGAAGAACCUAUCCUACACAGACCAAUCCAAUUUCCAACCAAAAUCACCAUCAAAUUUCUCCUCCGAAUGCUGGUUCGAUGACGCAUGUAUCCUAGACAUGGAUUACUUUGUGAAAACACUUUCUGGAAUCAAAGCAAAAGGCGUUCGAGCUGAUUUAAUCGGUUCCAUUAUCACACACUAUGCAUCCAAAUGGCUACCUGACAUAGCUGAUCAAAAGGGUCUAACACAAUUUGAAGAAUCGUCACCUGAGAGUGUAACAGCUUCAUGGAUGAAGAAAAGGUUCUUUGUAGAAACCUUAGUUAAUGUUCUACCACCAGAAAAAGAUUCAAUUCCAUGUAACUUUCUUCUUAGGCUAUUGAGAACUGCUAACAUGGUUGGUGUUGAUGGAAGUUAUAGACAAGAGCUUGAGAAGAGAAUUUCAUGGCAAUUAGAUCAAGCUUGUUUGAAAGAACUUGUUAUUCCAUCUUUUAGUCAUACUUGUGGGACACUUUUGGAUUUUGAGCUUGUUAUUAGGCUUGUUAAGAGGUUUGUUAGUUUGGAUAAUGAAGGUGCUAAAAGUGGUGCUGCUUUGGUUAAAGUUGCUAAGUUGGUUGAUUCUUAUCUUGCUGAAGCUGCUGUUGAUGCUAAUUUGAGUUUGGAUGAGUUUGUUACUCUUGCUGCUGCUCUUCCAAGUCAUGCUAGAGCUACUGAUGAUGGUUUGUAUAGAGCCAUUGAUACUUACCUAAAAGCACAUCCAAGUGUAUCAAAGCAAGAAAGAAAAGGUCUAUGCAGGCUAAUAGAUUGCAGGAAACUAACACAAGAGGCAUCACUUCAUGCAGCACAAAACGAACGAUUCCCGGUAAGAGCAGUAAUUCAAGUCCUUCUCUCAGAACAAACAAAGCUCAACAGACACAACAACAAUCAUAACAUGGAUUGGAGUGGAUCCAUAAUGAGCAUAACAAGAAGUCCAACAAAUGGGUUUGGACUCGAAGCAGCUCCAACAGCAAGGUGUUUAUCAAAGCGCGAAAUGAAUGCUCAACAGAUUGAGAUAAAGAAAUUGAGGGAAGAUGUUCAUAGGCUGCAAAGUCAGUGUAAUGCAAUGCAAGUUCAGAUGGAGAGAAUGGUUGAAAAGAAGAAAGGGUUUUUUAAGUGGAGUAAGAGGUUUGGUGUGCAUGGUUUUGGUAAAGGAGAUUGUGCUGUUGAGAGAAGAGGUGAAGGUGUUGAUGGUGAUGCUCAGAUUGAGUUUGGUAGACAGACACCAGCUGCUACUUCUGAUAUGAAAACUAGGUUGGUGAAUGUUAAAGGAAAUUAAGGACACAUUCGAAUGAAAUUGCGCGGUUGCGAUGUUGUUGUGGAGGCAUGUGAUAUCUUUAUAUUGGUGUAGAAAUUUAGGUUGCGGACCACGGUUUAAAGUUGUGAAAACAAGUGAAGUCAAGGUUGCAUAGCAUGGUUCAGUUGGUUUAUAGUUUGUGUUUGUUAUGUUAAGCAAAUUAAUUUGGUUAAUAAGUUUGUUUGUUGGUUUUAGUCUAGUAUUGUGAGGUAUAAAAUAAUAUGUAAAACUCUUAUAUUUUGGAAUAAACUUUAAUAAGAUGUGAUAAUAUAUGA
Messenger RNA from Trifolium pratense (red clover), 2255 nucleotides. RefSeq names its product root phototropism protein 3-like. The transcript is spliced from 3 exons. Lineage: Eukaryota; Viridiplantae; Streptophyta; Magnoliopsida; Fabales; Fabaceae. Bases 607 to 1962 code for a protein of 451 amino acids. The record is from RefSeq and is a predicted model, not a curated record.